Molecule: messenger RNA, 1128 nt
Organism: Bombina bombina (fire-bellied toad)
Lineage: Eukaryota; Metazoa; Chordata; Amphibia; Anura; Bombinatoridae
Product: cyclin-G1-like
Exons: 1
Coding region: 113-763 (216 amino acids)
Biological process (GO): mitotic cell cycle phase transition; regulation of cyclin-dependent protein serine/threonine kinase activity
Cellular component (GO): cytoplasm; cyclin-dependent protein kinase holoenzyme complex; nucleus
Molecular function (GO): cyclin-dependent protein serine/threonine kinase regulator activity
Source: RefSeq, a predicted model, not a curated record
AUAUGAAAUUUUAAGCGUGAACAAUACGAGUAUAUUUUGCAAGCUGUUCUAAAGAGAAACCUAACGCAACAUUUGUAACGUAAGCUGACCGACCUCCCGCACCCUGUACAAGAUGAUUGAAACACUAGUAACAUCUGAAGUUCAAGAACUUCUUUACCAACUGAACUCACUUUUGGAGCAGGAGAUAAAAUGCCAGCCAAAAGCUUGUGGUUUGCGUCUUAUUGAAACGUCCCAUGAUAAUGGCCUAAGAAUGACUGCCAGGCUUCGUGACUUUGAAGUGAAGGAUUUGCUUAGCUUAACUCAGUUCUUUGGUUUUGGUACAGAAACAUUCUCUUUAUCUGUGAAACUCAUGGACAGGUUCUUAGCGAAAAUGAAGGUACAACCUAAACAUUUAGGUUGUAUAGGGCUGACCUGUUUCUACCUUGCUGUGAAAGCAAUAGAAGAAGAAAGAAAUGUGCCUCUUGCAACAGACUUGAUAAGAAUAAGCCGGUAUAAAUUCUCUGUGUUUGACAUGAUACAAAUGGAAAAGAUUGUGCUAGAAAAGCUUGGUUGGAAAGUGAAAGCUACAACUGCAUUACAUUUCUUGCAACUCUAUCAUUCCCUUGUCUAUGAAAACCUGACUACUGAAAGGAAAAAGCUGUUUGUCUUUGAAAGGCUUGAAUCACAUCUUAAAGCCAGUCAUUGUAGAAUUGGGUUUUCAAAAGACAAGCCAUCUAUAUUGGCACUGUCUAUAAUGGCAUUGGAGAUGCAGGAGCAGAAGUAGUUUGAGCUGAAUGAUGCUAUUGAAUGCCUCCAGAAACAUUCCAAGAUUGGCAGCAGAGACAUUUUGUGUUGGAAAGAAAUGGUAUCAAAGUGCCUUGCAGAGUAUUCUUCAAGCAAAUGUUCCAGGGCAAAUGUUCAGAAGCUGAAGUGGAUUGUGUCAGGGCGUACAGCACGACAGCUGAAGCACAGCUACUACAGAAUAGCACAUCUCCCUACAAUUCCAGAAUCUGGCUCUUAAGAGGUCCUCCAUUGAAAAUUAAACCUCCAUCUGACGAUGCUUAUGGACUCUGGUUUACCUGGAAUUCUCUUAACUGAAGACUGGAGGGGGAAAAAUAAACUUGGCAGCUAAUUUUGCAGUUCCCUGAA